CGGCCGUACCACACGCGACUCGCUCCUCCUUUUUGCUCGCCUCGCUUCCUGCCUUCCCGUGAUCAAAAAGAGGCGAGCGGGCGAGCGUAUAGGCUAUGAAACUGUAGAGAUUGGCGAAGGCCGCAGAACAAAGAAAGCAAGAGGAGAAGAAGAAGGCGAAGCGAUAUGAGCGGCCUCUUCUUAAACAACGGCGGCCGGAGUGCGCACCGCCUCCUGGUCCACCAUCUUCGGGCUCCGCCCUCAGGCGACCUCUCCAAGCCCUCAAUGUCGCACGCGAGGGCGUACGUACGAUCCUACCCCUUGUCAUACAAGCCCAGGAAAUCGUCCUUGCGGGUCUCCCCCACUGUUUCUUUCCUCCUUUCUCAUCCCUCCGCUUCCACCGUCGCCGCUGCUUCUUCGGCGUCAACUUCUUCUUUUCUUCGGAACGGGUUCGUAGGUUGGUACCUAGGCAUGAUCGAAUCGCGCCCGGUUCUCACCAAGAGCCUCACCGCCGCAGCCAUUUUCGCCGCCGCUGACAUCUCCUCUCAGAUCACCACACUCACUUCUCCUGACAACCUUGAUUUGGUUAGAACUCUGCGUAUGGCUGGUUAUGGGAUGAUAAUUCUUGGACCUUCUUUGCAUUUCUGGUACAAUUUUGUUGCAAGAAUUCUACCAAAACAAGAUAUGAUCACCACUUUGAAGAAGAUGCUUCUUGGUCAAACUACUUAUGGUCCUUUGAUGACUGCUGCAUUCUUCUCAGUAAAUGCAGUGCUACAAGGUGAAACCAGGGGCGAGAUAAUUGCCAGGUUAAAGAGAGACAUGUUUCCUACGGUUAAAAGAGGAUUUAUGUACUGGCCUUUCUGUGAUUUCAUCACAUUUAAAUUUGUCCCUGUUCUUUUACAGCCCUUGGUAUGCAAUUCAUUCUCUUUCCUUUGGACAAUAUACCUCACAUACAUGGCAAGCCUGCAGAAAGUAAGCAUUCAGAAGAAUUAAGUGGCAAACUCCUAUCAGAAUUUGCUGUUCUUUAGGAUUAUGAUUUCAAGUUGAAAAUAGGGGCGAAGAGAUUUCAAAGAGGCUCAGUUAUCACUGUUAUUAUCUUUAACCUGAACUGGUUGAAAUUGCAAACUGUCGUCCGUUGUUUAAAUAGUGAUGUCAAAGAUUAUUCAGUUGUUUCUCUAAAGAAAUGGUUUUGAUUAUUGUAAUACUGGUGCAUCUUUAGGCGGCAUCAAUAUCCUUACUAUUGAAAUAAAAUCCAUACAUAUGUCUAA
Musa acuminata subsp. malaccensis (wild Malaysian banana) is the source of this 1247-nucleotide messenger RNA. RefSeq names its product protein SYM1. The record is from RefSeq and is a predicted model, not a curated record. Lineage: Eukaryota; Viridiplantae; Streptophyta; Magnoliopsida; Zingiberales; Musaceae. Gene Ontology annotation, cellular component: membrane; cytoplasm.